Messenger RNA from Euleptes europaea (tarantolino), 2368 nucleotides. RefSeq names its product junctophilin 2 (gene JPH2). Bases 1 to 2244 code for a protein of 747 amino acids. The transcript has 6 exons. NCBI's taxonomy places the organism in Eukaryota, Metazoa, Chordata, Lepidosauria, Squamata, Sphaerodactylidae. The record is from RefSeq and is a predicted model, not a curated record. Gene Ontology annotation, cellular component: plasma membrane; junctional membrane complex; sarcoplasmic reticulum.
AUGAGUGGCGGAAGGUUUGACUUUGACGACGGAGGGGCGUACUGUGGGGGCUGGGAAGGGGGCAAGGCCCACGGGCAUGGCAUCUGCACCGGCCCCAAGGGCCAGGGCGAGUACUCUGGCUCCUGGAACUAUGGGUUCGAAGUGGUGGGGGUCUAUACCUGGCCCAGCGGCAACACCUACGAAGGCUACUGGUCUCAGGGCAAGCGGCACGGCUUGGGGAUCGAGACCAAAGGACGCUGGCUUUACAAAGGCGAGUGGACCCACGGCUUUAAGGGGAGGUACGGGAUACGGCAGAACGUCAGCAGCGGAGCCAAGUAUGAAGGUACCUGGAACAACGGGCUUCAGGACGGCUAUGGCACCGAGACCUAUGCGGACGGAGGCACUUACCAAGGCCAGUUCACCAAUGGUAUGCGCCAUGGUUAUGGUGUCAGGCAGAGCGUCCCUUAUGGCAUGGCAGCUGUGGUCCGCAACCCUCUAAGGACCUCCCUUACUUCCUUACGUAGUGAGCACAGCAAUGGCACCCUGCUGCAACACGAUUCCCCCUCGGCUAACCUGGAGAACGUUCCCAUGACACCUACAAUCACACGGGGCGGUUUUGCUCUCAGCUUGUAUGCAGAUGCAGAUGCUGGAAAGCUGAAGAAGGGAGGGCUCUUCAGACGGAGCUCCCUCUUCGGGAAGUUAAAGAAAUCCGACUCAAAGACUUCCUUGUCCAGCCAAAGGAGUCGGCUCAGUUUCCUGAAGAGCGAGAGCGGGAUAAGUUCUGGUAGCGAUGUCGCCUCCACAGCUAGCUUGGGGGAAGGAGCAGAGGGAGAGGACUUCCCGCCUUUUGAUGCUGACAUUGACGCCACCACUACGGAGUCCUACAUGGGCGAGUGGAAGAAUGACAAGCGCUCUGGGUUCGGCGUGAGCGAGAGGUCGAGCGGCCUGAAGUACGAGGGCGAAUGGCUGGAUAAUGUUCGGCAUGGAUAUGGCUGCACCACGUUGCCUGACGGGAAGAAGGAAGAAGGGAAGUACCGGAUGAACGUUCUGAUCAAAGGCAUGAAGAAGCGGGUGAUACCUCUGAAAAGCGCCAAGAUAAGGCAGAAAGUGGACCGGAACAUAGAAGGAGCUCAGAAGGCAGCGACCAUUGCCAAACAGAAAUCUGAGAUUGCAGCUUCCAGGACUGCCCAUGCCAAAGCCAAGUCCGAAGGUGCUGAGCAAGCAGCACUAGCAGCUAACAACGAAUCCACAUUGGCCAGGUCGAUGGCCAGAGAACUGUCUCCAGACUUCUACCAGCCAGGCCCUGAAUACUUGAAAAGAAGGCUGCUCCAAGAACUAAUGGAGAAUGAAGAAAACAUAGAGAAUGCUGAAGAAGAGGCACCGCCCGUCGAAGAGCCGCCCCUGCCAUCACCUCCAGAAAGUCCCCAGGUUGAUGAGCAAGAGUCCACCAAGCCCAAGGAGAGUAUUGCUCGAACCCCGUCCCCUCCUGGAACACCACCUGAGGCCAAGCGUUCUAAGCAGAAUUCCCAAAAAGAGGAUUUUGUCAGCCCUGGGAGCUGGAAUGGAGAUCAUGGCAAAGACGAGGGGCGUACAGGAAAUAGGCCCAGCACACCUUCAAAUGCACUUUCGGCACCUGGGGAGAAGGCAGCAGGUAACAUCAGACCUACAACCCGGAGCCCCAGCCGGCACAGCCACGUGAGGACUUCGGCCGACCAGAUGGAGAUCAAACCCCUUCAGAGGCUGCAGCACGGAGGUGAUGUUGCAUUAUUUCACGGCUAUCACAGUUACGCUGUGAAGACCUCCCCGGUGACACCCCCGUUGGACAAUGAGGAAGAAUCACCCCCUGACUCCAGAUCAGCUGCCCAGUCAAGUUCCCCAGAACCCAAAGCAGACAUGAAGGAAGUCGAACGCAAAUUGGAGCCCCCAAAGAAAGCAGGCACUCCUGUCCUUCAGCUGGAACCGGCUCACGAAGAGAAAAAACCACUGACAGCAGAACCUAAGCCAAAGCCCCAGCAACAUCCUCCACCUGAGUCCAAGGCAGAAUCGAAAACACAGGCUGCAACUGAAGCCAAGCCUGAUCGGAAAACAGAGGCUAAGACGGUGGCCAAAAUUGAGCCCAAGGCCGUGGUGAAGAAAGGUCAUCCUCCUGAAGCAGCAGCACCAGUGGUGGAAGAACAUGAAGAGGGACCUAACACAAUCAUCAUCUGCAUGGUCAUCUUAUUGAAUGUUGGCCUGUCCAUCUUAUUUGUGCAUUUUCUGACAUGAUGGGAAACUAUGAUAAGAAGUUUCUGCUGAUGUAGACAACAGGGAUAUAACCCCAUCUAUUCAGAAACAUCUAAAGAGGGAGGAGCUUAGAACCUUGUGGUUUCUCCGAGGCCAGGAACUUUCC